GUUUUGUUGUUUUGUUAUUGACAGUUUUUGUUUGUUUACGUUUAGUAUUUUGCGUCUGAAAAUUUAUUUAUUUUAAGGAUUGAAUAUUGAGUUAUUCAAUUAUAGAUUAAGAAUGUGUGGUCGUGGAGACAGAAACGGAAAAAGGCCUAAAAAAUAUUUUGGUGAAGAUGGGUUCGAGCAAUGGGGUGGGUAUAUGGCAGCAAAAAGAGCCAAACUCCUUGACCAAUUCCACAGUGAAAACAUAGAAAAACUAUCAGAUAUCUUCGCAGGGGUGAGAAUCAUGGUCAAUGGAUUUACAAAGCCCCCCGCAGAUGAGUUGAAAAAACUGAUGGCUGCACACGGAGGUGAAUAUCACAUGUACCAAGUAUCUAAUACCACCCAUAUAAUUGCUUCGAAUUUGCCUAAUGUUAAGAUAAAGCAACUAGGACCCGUUCCAAUAGUGAAGCCAUCCUGGAUAACUGAUAGCAUAUCCAUAAACAAGCUUCUUGACUAUAGAAGAUAUUUAUUAUACACGAACCAAUCGCGUUUGCAACCCGCCUUAAAUUUCCCUGUAGUAGAAAAACCUUCGAAUAAAGCUGAGCAAAAUACAGGCGAAACUUCUGACGUCAAUAUUUUUAAAAGUGAUGAUGAAGAAGAACCAAGUAUAUCAAAGCAGCCCGCAAGAGCAACAAAGACGGCCUCAGAUCCCAACUUUUUAGAAGAGUUUUAUAGUAACUCCAGGCUGCACCUUAUAUCAACUUUAGGAGCUGAAUUUAAGCAGCUGGUAGGGCAACUGAGGGAGAAAUCCGACGGGAGGUUCCCUGGCAAAGAGAAACUUAUAGCAGAAAGAGACACAUCCAAUCACCGCCACGAGCUCCACGUCUCAUCAAUCAUCAUGCACAUCGACAUGGACUGUUUCUUCGCUUCAGUGGGCCUGCGUAAUCAUCCAGAACUUAAGGGUAAACCUGUAGCUAUAACUCAUGCAAAAAGUGGAGUUAUACAAUCCAGCGAUCCUGCUAAGCAAGCCAUCCGAGAUCAGGAGUUUGCUAUGUAUGAACAAAGGUUACCUGAUGGUGUGUCUUCUAGAGUAGUCGAUAUAAAAGAAAAAAUAGACGGAUUGGCUUCUAUGUCAGAAAUCGCGAGUUGUACCUACGAGGCCCGCCAAUUCGGUAUUAAAAAUGGCAUGUUUUUAGGGCAAGCGGUCAAACUGUGUCCCGAACUUAAAACUUUACCGUACGAUUUUGAAGGUUACAAAGAGGUUUCAAAUAUUUUAUAUAACACGGUGGCGUCCUACACUUUGGAUAUAGAGGCGGUUAGUUGUGACGAAAUGUACGUCGAUGUGAGGCAAAUUUUGGUGGAUGCUGGUAUGAGCGUUGAAGAGUGGGCUUGUCAUAUUAGGGAGGAGAUUAUGGCUAAAACUGGAUGCCCUUGUUCAACAGGUUUUGGAGCCAACAGACUCCAAGCCCGUCUAGCAACCAGAAAAGCCAAACCCGCCGGUCAAUACUACCUAAAACCCGAAGAAGUCGAGGAUUACAUGGCCGAUAUACCUUUGCCAGACUUGCCCGGGGUAGGCAAGGCCACUCUGGCAAAACUGAAACAUUUGGGCUACAAUACUUGUGGAGAUUUACAGAAUGGUUCUUUAAAACUGCUCCAAGCCGAGUUAGGCACAAAACUAGGGGAACGUAUCUGGGAUCAGGCCCACGGGAACGAUAACAAACCACUGGAUUAUAACCACGAAAGGAAAUCCGUGUCCGCCGAAAUAAAUUACGGGAUACGGUUCAAGACCAAAGAGGAGUGCUACAACUUUUUAAGAAGUUUGGCCAAUGAAGUUUACAGUAGACUCUCGGAUAUUAAUAUGAAGGCGCGAGGACUCACUUUGAAGUUACUGGUUAGGGCACAAGGAGCACCAGUGGAGACAGCAAAGUUUUUAGGUCACGGAGUGUGCGACGCCAUAACAAAAAGUAGCACUUCCACCCUCGUUUACUCCAACGCGGAUAUCAUUUUCAAAGAAGCGAAAUCCAUUUAUGAUAAAUUAAAUGUGUCGUAUGCUGAGCUGAGGGGGGUGGGCAUUCAGCUGACUAAACUGGAGAAAAUCGCCCAAAUAAAUAAGGCCCUGAGCAACUUCUUAAAGCAGGGUUGCGUAAAGAAAAACGAGAAUCCCGAACCGAAGGUUUCAGUGGAAACACCUGCUAAACAGCCUGUUUUAAGCCCUGCAAAAUCUGUUGUAAAGGGGCAAAGCGCCCGGGGAAAGGGCAAAGGAUCAAGAGGCAAAAGAGGUGGCAAGGGUAAGGCUCUACCACAGUCCAGGACAAUUCAGACUUACUUGGAUUUUCAAACGGUCAAAAAUAAUAGUGACAAUAUGACUGGAGUGACUAAAAAGGAGUCGGGCUUAAAACCUAAAAUUGAUAUGACCGUCUUAAACGAAUUGCCUGCGGAUAUCAGGGCGGAAAUAUUAAAGGAGUAUGGACUGGAGGAGGAUCUUCAAAUACCUUCCACGUCGGCAGUGGUACAAGAUGCUCAUACAUAUGAUGAAAUACGUGUUGAAGUUGAACCAGAAGGUCAAGAAACCCUUGUUGCACCAUCGCCACCACAAACCCAUUCCCCAUUCGACAACCAAACCUGGGAACAAAUCAAAGAGAGCAUAAAAUCCUGGAUAAAGCUGGAAUCUGAACCUUCUUUGGUGGACGUCGAAAUGCUCGCGGACCAUUUGAGGCUAAUGGCUCUGGAUAGGCGCAUUGAAAUAUUGCAGAGUGGCUUUAAUUUCUUGCACAGAACUUUUACUGCUUUAAGUUGUGCCUGGCAUAGAGCGUACUUUAUUUUAGUAAAUGCGGUGCAGCAAGGCAUGGUGGCGCGAUACGGAAAAGUCCUCUAUCUUAAAACAAACUUUACAUGUUGUGAGAUUAAUGAUUAUUAGUGGUUAUUUGUUACAGGUGCUGCGUAGAUAAGCUGUUCCAUGGCGCACCAGGAGAAAAAAGGUCCAGAGGUGUCAAAUUAUACGACCUUGCUGGCCAAGGGACUGG
Anthonomus grandis grandis is the source of this 2999-nucleotide messenger RNA. It is a transcript of the gene Rev1, whose product is annotated as DNA repair protein REV1. Gene Ontology annotation, biological process: error-prone translesion synthesis; error-free translesion synthesis. Gene Ontology annotation, molecular function: damaged DNA binding; deoxycytidyl transferase activity; DNA-directed DNA polymerase activity. The record is from RefSeq and is a predicted model, not a curated record. The transcript is spliced from 15 exons. Gene Ontology annotation, cellular component: nucleus. The coding region runs from base 113 to 2893 and encodes 926 amino acids. Lineage: Eukaryota; Metazoa; Arthropoda; Insecta; Coleoptera; Curculionidae.